UUCUAAAACAAAAAAGCUAGAUCAAUGAAUCACGUUAGAAAUCCAGCUGGCUCUGUCGUUGGCAGGACCUCGAAAACCAAAAAAAGCCAGUCCUUACACGAUCCGUUCAGAGACCCGCCUUUUACCAAGUUCGUCAGGUCGUCAACUUUUUGGAAAACUUGGCCUUCUGUCUGUUUCUUUCUAUUAGAAGCCGGUAUCAUUGCUCUUUACAACCGUCCGGCCAAGUCUCUACAACUGAGUUCGACUAUUUUGACAGUCUUGGGUACCGUGAUUGGUUUUGCGAUAUCUUAUCGAACCAGUAGUGCUUACGCGCAAUAUAAUGAAGCAAGGAAGGCCUGGGGCAAUGUGAUCCAUCACUCUCGAACAUUAUCCCGCUUGAUAUGGCUGCAUGUUCCAAAUGAACUCACUCCUCAUACAAGUAAAGAUCCGCCUACUGAAAACGAGACACUUCGGGCUAUGACAGAGAAGAAAACGAUGAUCAAUCUGGUUCAAGCUUUCUCGGUCAGUCUGAAGCACUAUCUGAGGGGAGAGUAUGGCAUUUACUAUGAGGAUUUAUAUCAUCUCACUUGUAUACUCCCAAAAUACAAUCAGGUUGGACCAAAAUCAUUCUCCGGGGUUCCCCAGCUACCCGGUAAAUUUCGAUCAGAAGACGCAUCCUUUGUGGUGGAAGUAGAAAAGGCCUAUUCUGUUUUGACUGAAGAUGGGAUUCCUAGACCAUCAAGUCUCUUCCAUGGUCCCACGGUUCAACCGGCUGAUCCCAUGAACCCGCCUAUAAAGUUGGUUCCUGGAUAUAACCCACCUCGCAAGACCAUAUUUGAUCGCUUUCGAUUCCUCAGAGUUUUUAGAUCUCUGGUCAAGGUACGGUUAAUGCACAUAUUCAUUCCUAUUGUUUCGAAUUCGAAAUCUUUCCAACUUGGAAUAACAGUUAAUAUCCCGUUGGAAAUUUUGUGGCACUUGUCAAUUUAUUUGAGCACAUUGCAAGUGCGGAAGGUUAUCGACGUCCCCACUACAAACACUUUCAAUGCAACUCUAGUUGGCUUUUCAGACGCGCUUACCAACGUGGAGAGGGUCCUCACAACCCCUAUACCAUUUGGUUAUUUGGUACAUCUGAAUACGAUUAUCUACGGCUAUCUCACAUUCUUACCAUUUCAAUUGGUGGGGGCCUUCAAGAAGAUCGUCGUACCGGCAACAGCAUUGAUUGCAUUCGCAUUCUUAGGGUUCAUGAAGAUCGGUGAAGAUAUUGAAAACCCAUUUGGAUACGCCUCAAACGAUUUAGAUCUGGAUCAUUUUUGCAAUGAUAUCAUUUUGAGGGAGUUGGAAGAAUUAACUUCAAUUCCGCCGACAGAUCCGAUGGGCUACAAGAUUUAG
Puccinia graminis f. sp. tritici CRL 75-36-700-3 is the source of this 1368-nucleotide messenger RNA. RefSeq lists its product as uncharacterized. The record is from RefSeq and is a predicted model, not a curated record. Bases 25 to 1368 code for a protein of 447 amino acids. NCBI's taxonomy places the organism in Eukaryota, Fungi, Basidiomycota, Pucciniomycetes, Pucciniales, Pucciniaceae. The transcript has 13 exons. Gene Ontology annotation, molecular function: chloride channel activity.